Messenger RNA from Guyanagaster necrorhizus, 836 nucleotides. RefSeq lists its product as uncharacterized. NCBI's taxonomy places the organism in Eukaryota, Fungi, Basidiomycota, Agaricomycetes, Agaricales, Physalacriaceae. The record is from RefSeq and is a predicted model, not a curated record. Bases 344 to 781 code for a protein of 145 amino acids. The transcript has 3 exons.
GAUAAACCUAGUCCAUGGGCUUGGCUUAAUAAUAACCAUUAUUCGUAGCAAGUCAGUGUGCCUCCGUAGACAGUUCCAUCCCGUCCUUCUCUCUCUGAGAGUAGGUACUCCUUCACUAUGUGCUCACUGCCACUACGUGGAAAAUAUAUUUGCCAUCAGCUCGGGAACAUAACCAUACACUGGAGAAUUUCGCACGGUGCAGUAAAUUAUGGCCAAAAUGUUUUGAAAAGAUUCGCCGCUGCGAAUAGCCACGAAUGCUGACAUACGUCGUGCACGGCAAUGACAACGUCCAAUUCACGGCAGCCGCAGCUAGCCUGAACCAGGACCUCGAUGUCAUUGGUCGAUGAAUAUUUUGCACCAAGAACGCACAUGUAUCCCCGAUGCCACGCUCAAAAUUUCAGGGCUAUGUCGGCGUCCAGGACCAAUUGGAUAUGAUUGUGGCAUAUGUAUGAGAUGCAUAUCACAACUCGGCGAUGCAAAUGCAGGCCACGAUCUCUCCAUGCUGCAGUCGCUUCCGAAACCCUUCACAGAAAGGGACUCACUGAGACGCGACUCUGCGUAUGAAGGCCAGUGUGUGCAAUCAUUACGACAGUUAGCCUUCAAUUUUAGUUACCGGUCUCCGGGAAUGUAUCGAUUCUCACGUCCGGCAUCCCCUCGUGUUUGCCUUCGGAUCCUCCUUACAAAGAAGGUCAUAUGCGCAGGAGAGUCAGAGAGUGUCCUCUCGGAGAUACCCAGUAUACGGCCUAGCUCGCUGAGAGCCCUGAAGAUAACAUACACUUGAUAUCUGAGAUCCUACCGAUUCCUACAUAGAGACUUCAAGCCUUCAGUCUUAUAUC